Klebsormidium nitens is the source of this 303-nucleotide messenger RNA. NCBI's taxonomy places the organism in Eukaryota, Viridiplantae, Streptophyta, Klebsormidiophyceae, Klebsormidiales, Klebsormidiaceae. The record is from the annotation of a GenBank genome assembly.
AUGGCGACCACCCUGCAUCAGAGGCUGCGGCGCUCCCAGAUUGUGUCGUGUCGAAGGAGAAGUUUCAGGGAACAGGUGGUGAAAAAGACCCUGGGCAGGCUAUGGUGCAUUCUUCUCAUGCAACCAUUGCGUAGGACUCCAAAGCCUCGUCGCAACGAGCAGCGUCUUCUGCUGGAGACAGUGACAACCGCCUCCCAUCAGUUGAAACUGCCCAUGCUCAUCGUCGUGCGGACCAGAGAAGAGAGCUUCGAGCAGAUCAGAUGGAAGUUGCGGGCCAGACCGGGGCCGAAAACGCAAGCAUAG